Meloidogyne enterolobii is the source of this 1313-nucleotide messenger RNA. The record is from the annotation of a GenBank genome assembly. Lineage: Eukaryota; Metazoa; Nematoda; Chromadorea; Rhabditida; Meloidogynidae.
UUUUGCCAUUAUUAUUUAAUAAUGUCUGAAGAAUCAAUUGUUAGCACAGAAAAUGGAGUCGUCGAGGCUGAAGAAAAUGUUCAGGAGCCGGCUUUGUAUAAUUAUGUUUUGACUGAGGAACAAAAACAACGAAAAAUUAAAUGCGUCACGUGGGAUGAUAAAGUUGUUGAGGUUGAAUGGCAUCUGAUGAUGCAAUGUGGAGCUUUUGUCCUGCUUUGGGAAAGUUUAAAUUUGGAAGAUUCUGUGAAUUCUGACGCUUUGGACUGCUUUCAUUUCCCACUCAAUGAAAUUACCGAAGAGUGCUUUGUUAAAGUUGUUGAAUGGCUACGUAAUCAUCAAGGCCAGGGACCAAUUGAAAUUAAGUAUGACCAUAUAACUGGCGAGCGCAAAUGGUUCCAUUUGACUGAUUGGGAGAAAAAUUUUUUUGAAAUUGAUGAUUUCGAGUUUUUGAAGGAAAUUUAUUUGGCCUCCAAUUUCUUGGAUGUCAAAUCUUUAUAUUAUUAUUGUGCACAGGAGGCUGCAAGGGUUAUUAUGGAUAAGUCAGCAAGUGAGAUUCGAGAGCUUUUGUGCCUUCCUGAUGAUUUAACUGAUGACGAAAAGAGGGAGAUAGCAAGGCAGUAUGAGUACCGCGAGAGUCCGCCACCUGCCCCGGUGGUGGACUCUCGCGGUAUGGAGAUGGACGAGCACGAUUUGGUUGGGACCUCGUCUUCUUUUAUUCCGCAAAGCUCAUCAACCUCAAAUGUUGUUUAUGCUGAUGUGUCUGCUGAUAAGAAAGAGGUGAAUAUUAAUUUGGAUGGACCCGGAAGUAGUGGGUCUUCUUAAAUUGAUUUAAUUGUUAAUUUAUUUUUGGGGACUUUUAUUUAUUUUUAUGCCACACCCCUUUGGAUUAGGAAAAUUCUGAGAAAGUUUUGUUGGAAAAAUAGGGAAAUUUGAUUUUAAGAAGUUCUGUCCCCUUUUUUGAGUCUUUUAGGGAAAGGGGAAAGUUUGCCAUUCGAUAUAAGACCUCAUACAUUGCUGUUGGAAAGUGAUAUCCGUUUUGUUGCAAAAUGACAUUAGGACAAGUUUUGGAAGGUUAAGUGUUGUUGUCCUUCCCGAAAUCGAAGAGAAAGUAGAGGGGUGUGGUAUAAAGGCAAAUAAAAGUACCAGAGACCGGAUUGGGAGGGUCGUACGAAAAUCGAGAUCGAUAUCUUUUUAAAAAAUCUCAACUUAAUAACCUGGAUUUUUGUUCGAUAUCUCGUCUCGGUUCGAUCUCUAAUAUAAAUAUUUGUAGCUUAUUUUUAAAAAAUCUCUUGUUUUUCAUAUUUAAAGUUGUU